Molecule: messenger RNA, 2704 nt
Organism: Megachile rotundata (alfalfa leafcutting bee)
Lineage: Eukaryota; Metazoa; Arthropoda; Insecta; Hymenoptera; Megachilidae
Gene: dila
Product: centrosomal protein dilatory
Biological process (GO): cilium assembly; intraciliary transport involved in cilium assembly; regulation of centrosome duplication
Cellular component (GO): centriolar satellite
Source: RefSeq, a predicted model, not a curated record
CUUAAAAUCGAUUUAUAUGGGUUCCUCGAGGAAUUACAAGCAUUUUGUACUUGUCAGAAUUUCGAAAAAGUGCCUAGUUUUCGAGAAAAUCGCAAUUUUCUAUUUCGUUAGUUCCAACUUUCACCGCUAGGUGGCUGGCAAUUUUUUGGUCCAUGAAUCGGCUAUUUUUUUUAUUUUCUUUAUUAAUGCAUUCAGCAGCUCAAAAUCGUAUUAUUAUUGUUCCCUAGCCACAAAAAAAACAUUUCACACGUGGCGAAACUUCGAAAAAAUCCUUAAUUUCCACAAAAAUCGCAUUUUUCUUUUCGAGCUCCAGCGCUAGUGACAUUAGCGGUACCAUUUUCGAAACAAGCGCGCGUAAAUUCGAACUUUGAAGACCAUGCGAGGCCACAGCUAUCGAAGUACUUUAAAAAUAUUAAAAAAAAAACAUAAAUUAUUAAAAAUGAUGUUGUAUAUGUACGUAUAACGUUAGAACGAUGUUAAUUACAGCUCUGGAACCGUGUUGCCUUGUCGUUUUUAGUCGUGUUUAUUACUCACGAUGGAGCAUCGUUGCUUAUUUUGUAAAUACGUUACCUUGGUGUUGUCCUGGAGACCGUAAAUGCGUCGAAACAUAACGAGCGAAAAACUAUGAAAGUUUCAGCACAAUCCUCUUCGCUUACGGCGUCGUGCCCCUUUCUCGUUCGUUCAUGAUUAAUAUUAAACACCCACAAGCACGCGGCAAGCCACCUCCAAGUGGAUCCAACGUGGUGCAAGAUGCGGGAUUUAAACUUAAACAAAUCGACAAAGAUACGAUUCAAGCGGAAAAAGCAGACUGCAAUCAGAAUUUCGUAGAUUCCACCUCGUGCUCGUUCGAACAGCUCUGCAACAUGAUCAACGAUCUGGAAAAGAACAUCGUCGACGAGUUCCCGGACGUCGAUCAUCGUCUUCAGCUAGAAGCGGAAAAGGACGACUCCGAUGAGAAGCGUGUCGCAAACGGAACAACUUACGACGAUAUAAUGUCGUUCUUGACGAAGCUCGAAGAGGAUGGUUCUGUAGACCAAACGAAAGCCGAUGUGCCCGAAGUGAACGCGACGAUGCUCCGGGAGGUGCUCGGAGACCCGCAGCCUUUGACGUGCCUCAGUUACGACGGUCUGGAGACGCCUAACGCAAACGCAGGUGUUCCUUACGCGUUCGAGGAGGAUCUAGCCACUGCGCGAUUGCAACUCGAGGAGAAAAACGCCACUAUAUCGUUAUUGAAGGAACAACUGAGAUCGGAACGAAAGCUAGCCUGCGAGAAGUUGGAUGGCCAAAGAAGGAGCAGCGCGACCAAGUUGCAGCAGCAGGAGGAGAAAUAUAAGGGAAUCGUAAAGAGGCAUCAGAAGUUUAUCGAACAACUGAUCUCGGAGAAGAGUGACUUGACCGAAAAGUGCAACACGCUGGCGCAACGAAUCAAGGAGAUCGAGGCUAAGACCCAUCGUGAUCUGAAGGCUGCGGCCGAUAGACACGCGGUGGAAUUGCAGAAAGCGAAGGAACGUUAUGCAGCGGCCGAGAAGAUCAAACGGGAACGGUGGAUAGAGGCUAGAACGACGAAGAUCAAGGAGAUGACGGUGAAGGGUUUGGAAGCCGAGUUGCGCAACGUGAUGAACCAACACGCGGAGGAAAUUCAGAAGCUGAAGAACGCGCACGCGAAGGAGCUACGAGACCUCGAACUGCAGACCAUAUGUCGAUCGAAUCAGCAACUGGAACACCUACGUUCCGAACUGACCGCUACCUACGAAAAGACCUUGAGCAACGAGAAAAGUAUCUUAUGGACUAGAUACAAGGAGCAGCUGGAAGAGCAGGAGAAUCGAUUUAAGUUGCAACGCACGAAACUGUUGGAAGAACUGCAGCUCGAGAAAGAAAAGUUUAGCGAUGAACGAGCGAAAUGCGAGGUUGAAAAGGAAGCGGCUUUGCAGCGGAUGCAACUUCGACACCAACAAGAAACAAAGGCUGUCGAGGAGCGGCUCUCGAACGAGAAACAAAUUCUUCAAGAGUCGUUGAAGACGGAAUGGCAGGCUUGGCUCGCGGAUUACAAGAGGCAACAGAAUCUAAGGAUCGAGCAAACCGAAAGUAAAAUAAGGGACGAGUGUAAUAAGGAGAGAGAUCGUCAAAUCGAGCUUGCCAUUGAACGCUUGGAAAAAGAUUCGCGAAACGCCAAAUUGACUCUUCAACACAAUUUCGAUUCUAAACUUAGAUGUCUGAGGGAUAAAUACGAAACGAAUUUGCAAACUGCGAUCGACGGCGAACGAUUAUGCAAGGACAAGUUAACGCUGACGAAAGACAAACUCGACAAAGUCGAAAUUCAACUGCAACAAGCGGAGAGCAAGAUAGAGCAAUACGUAUUCGAGUUGAAUGCCGCGAACGAAGUAAUAAAGCAGCUGAACGUAGAAAAGGAUCACGCGAAAAAAUUAGCUAGGCAAGAAAUUGAAGGAGAGAAGAGAGAGCUAGAAGAGAAAAUCGCAUCGCUUUAUCAAGAAAUAACUCGUAUCGGUGCAAACAGAGAUGCCUCGAUGGCUCAGUUACACAGCAGAAUUAAAUUAAUAAUGACUCAAAAGGUCUUAACGAUUAAAAAUUUGACCAAAGAGCUCAACGAUGCAAAACUACGAUGCGAACAUUUAGAGAAAUUGUUGGACCAACAACGGAGAGAAUAUAUUCUAAAAAGUGUAUGAAAUACGAGUAUUUCCUCUAU